Messenger RNA from Polistes canadensis, 1920 nucleotides. RefSeq names its product E3 ubiquitin-protein ligase NRDP1 (gene elgi). Gene Ontology annotation, cellular component: plasma membrane signaling receptor complex. The transcript has 3 exons. The coding region runs from base 158 to 1105 and encodes 315 amino acids. Lineage: Eukaryota; Metazoa; Arthropoda; Insecta; Hymenoptera; Vespidae. Gene Ontology annotation, molecular function: metal ion binding; ubiquitin protein ligase activity. Gene Ontology annotation, biological process: protein K63-linked ubiquitination; positive regulation of JNK cascade; tumor necrosis factor-mediated signaling pathway. The record is from RefSeq and is a predicted model, not a curated record.
UAUAUUGUAUAUUUGAGCUUUCUCGUCGAUCUGUGCCAUCGAAACCAAACUUCGAAGGGUACCGAACGAUCUUUGUCCGGUUUUAUGCAAAAUACCGAACGAAGUAACGGAAAAGGUGUUGCAUUUAGUUAAUUAAUAAGGCACAAAGUUCCACGUUAUGGGGUUCGAUGUGAACCGUUUUCAAGGAGAAGUGGACGAGGAACUCGUUUGUCCGAUCUGUUCCGGUGUUCUUGAGGAUCCCGUUCAGGCUCCUGUAUGCGAACAUGCCUUCUGUCGUUCAUGUAUCAACGAAUGGAUUAACAGACAACCAACGUGUCCUUUGGAUCGUACUCCCAUUACCUCUGCACAACUGAGAACAGUACCAAGAAUUCUUAGAAACUUAUUGGCUCGCUUAUGUAUUACUUGUGAUAAUAUCGUGUAUGGAUGUCAAGUAAGCAUCAAGUUGGACAGUUUAGUAUCACAUUUGGAACAAUGCGAAUAUAACCCUAAGAGACCAAUGUUAUGCGAACAAGGUUGUAGUCUCAUCAUUCCAAAAGAUGAAUUAAAAGAUCACAAUUGCGUAAGAGAACUUAGAAAUUUAAUCCAGUCUCAACAGCAAAAGCUAACUGAUAUGAAACGAGAACUAGGGGAACAACAACUUCAAAUAAAUGAACAUAAGCGAGAGAUACACUUAUUAAAAGAUUUUAUGAGAGCAUUAAGAAUAUCGAAUCCAGCAAUGAGAGCUAUUGCCGAUCAAAUGGAAAGAGACGAAGUUGUAAGAUGGUCUGCGACUCUUCCUCGUGCUAGAGUUACCAGAUGGGGAGGGAUGAUCUCAACCCCGGAUGAAUCGUUGCAGAUAAUGGUGAAAAGAACAUUGUCAGAAAAUAAUUGUCCGCCUCAUAUCAUUGAUGAACUCAUGGAAAAUUGUCAUGAAAGAAAAUGGCCAUCGGGUUUAAAUUCUUUAGAAACUAGACAAAAUUCCAGAAGACAAUAUGAGUAUUACAUAUGCAAGAGAGUGCCUGGAAAGCAGGCUGUUUUAGUCCUCCAUUGCGAUAAUACGCACAUGCCAGAAGACAUGAUUAUUGAACCUGGUUUAGUAAUGAUUUUUGCCCAUGGUAUUGAAUGAAUAAACAUACGAAGAACCAUUAAAUAUUAUGGUAUUUUUAGGAAGAAAAAUGAACUUUCACAAGUUGAGUGUAUCUACUUGUUGUUUGCUAUGAUUUCUCAACAAUGCAUACAAAAUAGCUUUAUGUAUGUAUGCACAAUCUAAGAGGUAUGGGUGUACUAAUGUCUCCCGCAAACUACUGUUUGCAGAAAUAGUAAAAAAUUAUGAAUACAUAACUUUUGUGAUACAUGAUUGUACAGACACAAUUGCUACAUACAAAAUCUAAUUGAAUGUCUGAUUGUUACACUGUGAUAUGAUAUAUUAAUUUGUUGGAAAAGUUCCUGAGAUUAUUUGAUGAAUAGCAAACGAUUCCAAAUUUAUUGUUAUUAUGAUUUGCUCAUUUUCUACAGUAAAGUCUUCUUAAUAUAUCUGUAAUGGAUUAUUUAUCAUCUAUUUCAGGAAAUUUUUUUAAUAUUCUAGACUUUCUCUUAAGUUUUUUUUAUUAUGAUAACUUGAAAAAAUGUAAAAAAUAAUGAAUAGAUUGUAAUGAUAUGAUAUUUACUAUUACUAAGCGCUCAAUGUGUUCUUAAGAAACAAGAAACGAUCUCGUAAUAUUCAAUUUAUACAUUGGUCUUGUAAAUUAUUGUAAAAUCAUCGCUAAUAAUUAUGAAAUGAUCAGAUCAUUAUGCAGUGUAUAAUAACUAUACAAUUAUUUAAUGCUUUAUACAGCAUCUUUAACACUGCUUUGUAUAAUCAAUGUAAUAAGCACAAGAAAACUAAUUUAUUUCAAAUUUUAUACAGUUUUCCUUAUACAUAAAUAUGAUUUAUGGAUUGCA